UAUAAUAUUUUCGCUUAGUAAUUCAUUCAAUAGUAUUUUCUAGUUAGAAUUAGAAGUGUUUAAAGUAUAUUCAUUGCAUGUAAAAUAUAUCGGCAUGCGAUGACGUCACAUCCGGUUUCGCCGCGUCUUGUGGGAAAACACCGGUUUUGAAAUUAGCGCGAGGGUGGGGGCUUUCCACGAGGCUCACCUGAGCACAAGCAGUUUUGCAGGCAUGAGAAAUCACAGUGAGAGCAACGCUGUAAGUUAAUAGAUAAUCGAUAUAUUGAACUAAGAUAUUAAUGCUGAUCCUGUUAGAGGUAACGUCGGUAGAUAAUGUUUAUGCUUUCGUUAGUUAAAGAGUCGCGGAUAGUUUGCAUGGAAGUGUAUUUAAAGUAGUCAAUGGAGCAGGUAAACUCUCCCUGUAUACUGCACCUUAGUGUAAUGUAGUUAUAGUCACCUUUGCAAGUAUUUACACUUGAAAUGUGAUAUUAAGGAAGGAACAAAUACUGUAUCAAUCUUGUAUUGUUUUAUCAACAGUUUUCACCAUAUGUUAAUGUGAAGAGUGAACAGUAAAUGGUUAAUCUUACUGCGAUCUGGUUCUUAUUAACUGUGGUUUAUCCGGACGUUAAAUUCGGCGUUUCGUUACACCCGAAGGAGAACGUGACAGUGAAAAAGCGGCAUUAUCAGGUGUUUCAAGUGCUGCAAUGUCAGCUCAAUCCAGCAUCAAGUCGACGCCGCCCAGCGACAAGGGCAGUAAACCGACAUCAAGUAAGCCCACCCAGGCGUUAUCAGGUGUUCCAUGUGCUGCAAUGUCAGCUCGAUCCGGGAUCAAGUCGAUGGCGCCCAGCGACAAGGGCAGUAGAACGACAUCAAGUAAGUCCACACAGGCAAGAGCCAAGGCAGAAGCCGCCAAGGUGCGACUGCAUUACGCCAAACAAGAGGCAGUUUUGAAAAUGAAACUGGCCACCAAAGAAGCCGAAAGGGCCGCCAGACAAAGAGAAGAGGCUGCCAGAGAAGCCGAAAUCCAGAAAGAAAGGGCUGCCAGAGAAGCCGAAAUCCAGAAAGAAGAGGCUGCCAGACAAAGAGAACAGGCCGCCAGAGAAGCCGAAACCCAGUUGGAAAUGACAAAAAUAUCGACAGAGUUGCAUGUGCUGCAGCUAGAAGGAGAAGGAGAAGCUGCCAGGGUGGAAGCAGAGUACAUAGAAGAAUCUGAAGGGUCGCGUGAUCUGACCGCAGCAAGAUCUACUUUAGAAAGGACCAGACUGGAACGCACAAGCGACUAUGUACAAUCUCAAAUAGACAGGCAGGCUCGUCUCCCCUCUCCAUACGUAUUCGAUAACUUCCCCAGCUACGAGGAACCUCAGAGAGUCACGAUUGCAUCACAUCCAUACGAGGAAGGAAAUUUACCCUCACGGCUCCGUGACGAAGUCAAGAAUGAAAGAACCGACGACGCUCCUUCACCCCCACAACAGGACGGCGGGGAGGGAGAGGUUCACUCCAGGACAACAAUUGUCAGCUCGAACUGUACAGAAGUUUGCGGUCAAACUCAGUCAAGCCGUUCUUGUUCCGAGAUCUGCCUCACUGAGGUGUACCCUAAAGAAGCACAACAAGACAUUACCAAGCGUAAAGUAACCGACGAGACGCUAGGUCAGUCAGUUUUCAUUCAAACCGAGGAUGACAACAAACUUGCACAAUCAGCUCAAGAUACCAUUUCUUUAAAAACCAAAGACACCAAGGUCUUCAGAGAUGAAGCAAAUAAUGGGGUUGCCCCAUUGCCAAUCAGAGAACCACGCCAGCGCUCACCAGAUAACAAAGAGCAGGCAGUCAAACGGUUCACGUCCUUACGGAAAACCCGGAAAAGGAAACCUGAGAUGCAGCAACACACCCUAUUGGCCCACGAGGUACUGUGCACCCUAAUGGCAGAGGUCACAGCCAUUAUAAACGCACAAUCAUUCCUACCUGUGUCUUCUGACCCAGAAAACCCCUUUAUACUUUCGCCAUCAACGCUCCUUACGCAGAAGGCAGGAGCACCUCCUCCACCAGGAGACUUCUCAGACAAGGAUUUGUACACAAAGCAAUGGAGACAAGUCCAGGCUCUGGCAAAUCAGUUCUGGCCUCGCUGGAGACAAAAAUAUCUACCUUUGUUGCAACAGAGACAAAAGUGGACAGAACCCCGAAGGAAUCUUCAAGUUGAAGACUUAGUCCUGCUCAGGGACAAGCAAGUCGCUCGCAACAGCUGGCCAACGGCCAGAAUCACUGCUACAUUCCCUAGCGGGGAUGGACAUGUCAGGAAGAUCGAAUUGAAGACUACCGACCAAGGCGAUGUGAAAAUUUACCAAGGGCCAGUUACAGAAGUUAUUCUACUUCUACCCAAUGACUGAUUAAGAGACUAAGUUUUGUACUCUGCUCAUUGUGACCUUACGAAGGUCAAGCGGGGAGUGUGCUGUCUUUACGACAGUUAUUUAGUUUAUAAUAUUUUCGCUUAGUAAUUCAUUCAAUAGUAUUUUCUAGUUAGAAUUAGAAGUGUUUAAAGUAUAUUCAUUGCAUGUAAAAUAUAUCGGCAUGCGAUGACGUCACAUCCGGUUUCGCCGCGUCUUGUGGGAAAACACCGGUUUUGAAAUUAGCGCGAGGGUGGGGGCUUUCCACGAGGCUCACCUGAGCACAAGCAGUUUUGCAGGCAUGAGAAAUCACAGUGAGAGCAACGCUGUAAGUUAAUAGAUAAUCGAUAUAUUGAACUAAGAUAUUAAUGCUGAUCCUGUUAGAGGUAACGUCGGUAGAUAAUGUUUAUGCUUUCGUUAGUUAAAGAGUCGCGGAUAGUUUGCAUGGAAGUGUAUUUAAAGUAGUCAAUGGAGCAGGUAAACUCUCCCUGUAUACUGCACCUUAGUGUAAUGUAGUUAUAGUCACCUUUGCAAGUAUUUACACUUGAAAUGUGAUAUUAAGGAAGGAACAAAUACUGUAUCAAUCUUGUAUUGUUUUAUCAACAGUUUUCACCAUAUGUUAAUGUGAAGAGUGAACAGUAAAUGGUUAAUCUUACUGCGAUCUGGUUCUUAUUAACUGUGGUUUAUCCGGACGUUAAAUUCGGCGUUUCGUUACACCCGAAGGAGAACGUGACAAUAGAAUUAACUCUCAGAUGAGUCUCUGUCAUUGGUAGUCUAUGAAUAGGACAACAGUUGCUCUGUACGGCAGAACAGUAUUGAUCACAGCCAUAAUCAAACAACACAGCUACUUUCAGCAGAUCACAGUGGAUUGUGCAGUCAGAUUCAGAACUAAUGUAUUCGUGAUAUAAGUUCAAAUAUAUUUAUCACAAUUUAACAGAGCAACCAAUGCAUGUAAUGAUAACCAAACAUACUUUAUUUGGUCAGGAUUCUAUAAUCUCCGACAAUUUUUUCUCACCAGCUUUAGAAAUGAGCUUCAUGUUCUGUUUAUUAACAGAUAACGAUCUUGAGGAGCAGCAAAACAAUUCCUGUAAAUCCCAUGUAUGCGUACUUGUGAGAGAAAGAGAGGGAGAGAAAGGUAAGGAAAGAGAUAGAGAGGGAGCGAGAAAGAUAAGAACUAGCGAGAGAAGUAGAGGGAGGAGGAGGAGAGAGUGAAGGAGGAGAAAAGGGAGAGAGAAGUGAGAGAAAAGAGAGAGAAAUACAAAGAGAUAGAAGGAAAGAGAGGAGAGAUGAGGAGAGAGAGAGAGAGAAAAGACAGAAGGAGAGAGAAAAGAGAGACGGGAGGGGAGGGGGUCAUCGAGAACUGAGGGAAGGCUGGAGGAGACGUAGAGAGCGGAGGGAGAAGGGGAGAAAAGGAAGAAAAGAGAAAGAAGAGAAAAAAAAUAAAAAAUAAACAAACAAGCAAAUAAUCAAAACAAUAAAUAAAUACUCAUAUAAAUAGAUAGUUAAAUAGAUAAGAGUUCAAUGAUCUCUUCUGCCCUGUGUAUAAAUGAGAGCAACAAAUACGAGGUGCAUUGGCAGUGAGGAGAUGUGGAGAAUAGGACCCUUGAAGGUCAAAAUGGAUAUCCACCUUUGGAGCCACAAGAGAAUGGGCAAGAAUUUUAAUGAAUAUUUCCCUACAGAUUUUACUGUGGAGAAGAUCGUGGAAGCUAAUAAAAUGAAGCAAGUAAGUUGUGAUACCUCGGACAAGGCAUGGAUAAGCAGAAUAUGACCAAAUGAAUCCUUGGACUUUUCUGGGAAUGCAGAGAAGAAAUUGCAGAGGCCCUUGAAGAAGUAAUUGCAUUAUCAUCAGCCGCAUGUGGAUCUCUGGAGAUCGGAGGAUGGCAAGUGUUGCACUGUUAUUUAAGAACAGUAACCAAUAGAAGUCAUAAACUACAGGCCUGCAACCCUGUUAUCAGUUGUGAAGAGGAUUCUAACUGACAGAAUAUUUCAGCAUUUGGAUAGACAAGGACUGAUCUGGCUCUAUACAAAGGAAGUCAUGUUUCACACAUUCAUUAAAAAUUAUUUGAAGAGAAACCUUGCUUCCUCAACACUACGUACCUGAUGAAGGGUCUUGGCCCGAAACGUUGGCUACUCUUUUCUCAUGGAUGCUGCCUGACCUGCUGAGUUCUUCCAGCGUUGUGUGCGUAUUCUUUGAUCCACAGCAUCUGCAGUUGUAUUUUUGUGUUUUUAAUCAACACUAGUUACCCCUCCACCUAUCUUCAAAUCAUUCACAAACUUGGCCACACUGCAGUUAAAAUCUUCAUCCAAAUAUUGACAUACAGCAUGAGAAGAAGCAGUCCCAACAUUGAUCCCUGCAUUAUCCCUAAAGUCACCAGCAGCCAUCCAGAAAAGAUCUGCUUUAUUCCCACUGUUUGUCUCCUGCCAGUCAACCAAUCUUCUAUUCAUGCUCGUACCUUUUGCAUAAUAUCAUGGGCUCUUAUUUUGUUAAGGAGGCUCGUGUGCAGCACAUUGUUAAAGACCUUCUGAAAUUCCAAAUAAACUGUCUCCAUUGACUCUCCUUUGUCUAUCCUGUCUGUUAUUUACUUUAAAAAUUCCAACAGAUUUGUCCGGCAAGAUUUCCUCUUCAGGAAACUAUGCUGACUUUGGCCUAUUUUAUCAUGUGCCUACAAGUACCCCAAAACAUCAUCCUUCAAGAUAGACACCAACAUCUUUCCAACCACUGAGUCAGGCUAAAUGACCUAAAGCUUCCUUUCUUCUGCCUUUCUCCAUUCUGAAAGACUGGAGUGGUAUUUCCAGUUUUCCAGUUUUCAGGAUUCAAAUGAUUCUUGAAAGAUCAUUUCUAGUACCUUCGCAAUCUCUUAAGUUAUGUCUUUUAGAACCCUGAGGUAUAGCUCAUCUGGUAUAUGUGACUUAUCUAACAAUACACUUUUCAGCUUCCCAAACACCUUCUCCAUACUAAUAGGAAUGACACUGAUUUCUGCUCCAGAUACUCCUGCAUUUCCGGCAUUCUGCCAGUGUCUUCUACUGUGACAACUGAUGUAAAAUAUUUAUGAAGCUCUCCGCCAUUUCUUUGUCCCCCAUCACUAACUCUUCAUCAUUAUAUUCCAGUAGUCCAAUGUUUGUCUCUCUUUUAUUCCUUAUAUACUGUAUCUGAAGAAAAGCAUUUUUUCCAUCUUUUAUAUUAUUAGCUAGCCUUCUUUCAUAUCUCAUCCUUUCUCUCAAUCAUCCAACUUCACAUUUGCUUUUGCUUUAUUAUAUGCCCUUUCCAUUGCUUUCAUGCAGUACUUAACUUGUGAUGUCAGGACAGUUGCCUAGCCAAUUGAGAACAACUACUUCUGUGGGGCAUAUCUAUCCUGCUCUUUAUGAACUAUUCCCAGAAAUUUCUGCCACCUCUGUUCUGCAGUCUCCCCAUCAGUAUUCCCCCUCCAAUCCACCUGGGCAAUCUCCUCUCUCACGCUCAUUUAUUGCAUUGCAAUACUGAUACAUGUGACUUAUGCCUCUCUCAGACUAUGGUAUGAAUUUUAAUAUGAUCACUACCUUCUCAGGGUUCCUUUCCAUUAAGUUCCCGAAUAAAAUCUGGGUUAUUACACAACACCCAAUCUACGAUAUCCUUUCCCUAAGUAUACUUAAGCAGCAGCUGCUUGAAAAAAACAUUUCAUAGGCAUUCAACAAUUCCUUCUCUUGUGACCCUGAUGAAGGGAAAGGUAAACUUGGGUAGAGAGAUAGGUAGAUGGGGGAAUGGAUUAAGGGGUAUGAUUAGCUUAUGAACAAUUAUCUUAUAUGUGCCUUAUGUUACUGAGCAGUCAGAAAUAAACUCUACCCGGCAACAGGUGACACACUAGGCUUUGUUCUCAAAAAGCACUAAGCAUAACUAAAUAUGGGUAUAGAAUGAUUGAAGGGGCAUCUCAAGGCAUAACUAAAUAUGGGACAGAACGUCCGAGAGAAGGGGGAAGUGUCAGGGGGAGGUGCCAAUAUGAUGAACUUAGAUUGUAUCCAGGCUACUCUUGGCAGAAAUAACUAUAACUAGCAUGUCAUGAUUUUACACCUCAUUGUAUCUUAGCAUGUGAUCAAAACCACUCUAAAACUGUAUUAACUCAUGUAAUUAUAAUAUUUCCUGUAAUGAUCAAUGUAAUAAAUUGUGUGGAAUUGUGUUCUGGGGAGAGCAAUGUCCAGACUAUCUCUUUGGGAGAUCAGUCUGUA
This is a messenger RNA of Hypanus sabinus (Atlantic stingray), 6557 nucleotides long. RefSeq lists its product as uncharacterized. Lineage: Eukaryota; Metazoa; Chordata; Chondrichthyes; Myliobatiformes; Dasyatidae. The record is from RefSeq and is a predicted model, not a curated record. Bases 684 to 2360 code for a protein of 558 amino acids. The transcript is spliced from 2 exons.